UUUCCCGGAAAUGAUUGGUUGGCAUUGGCAACGUUUUAGUCAGGUCUAACGGCGUACACCAAUCUCUGAAUAAAGAAAUCGAAAGGAAGGGCCAUUAAAAGAUUUCAACUGAGGACGUCUGAACCUUUGUAUUCUUCAUAUCCACUCACCAUAGAGGAGCGAGGAGUGAGUACAGACUGCAAACAGAAUGACCAGCUCAUCUGCUCCAAGGAUGGUGAAUAGUUACAAGCGGACUUCAAGCCCCCGAUCCCCUACUAACAGUGGGGAGCUUUUUACCCCAGCACAUGAGGAAAAUGUGCGUUUUAUACAUGAUACUUGGCAGUGUGUGCUUAGAGACAUCAGAUCAACACAAAAUAGUGAACGCAAUGACCGUGGACCACAGGAGUAUGUGGAGAAGAACCCAAAUCCUAACCUACAUUCUUUCACACCAGUGGACCUGAGUGACCUCAAGAAACGCAACACACAGGACUCCAAGAAGUCCUAGUCUUUCUCAAAAUGGCCCAGUCCCAUUUUUUUUGCACCCAUUAUCCUCAAGAACUUUUCCUCCAUCAGCCAGAAAGUCAGCCCUGUUGGCCCUUCUAGCACAGAAUGCCAAUAUCAUUUCUAAACUCUGGACCAUAGCAACCCCAGUCUCUUUUUUUUUUACCCUCUGCUACUGAGAAGAAAAGAAGUGGGAUUCCAGGGAGCACAAAUUCUCUCGUCUCUUGGUUUAUGUUUUUUGAAGUCAUAAAAUUGUCAUACAUACAUUCUUUAUGUGGAUGGGACUGAUGCAAACUCUCCACAGGACACAGAAGACUGCAGUCUUAAAUACAAACCCUAUUUUCUUUACUACUGCUACUUAUAUGACUUUGGAGGAAAAUGCGAAAGGGCUGACUUCUAUUUUUUUUUUCUUUUAAGUUUGUUUUGGAAGAUAGUUUCAGUGAUCGGUAAAUUGUAGAGGUAAUGUAAGGGUCACAUUGGAUACACACUUUAUGGGCAAGUUUUGGAAGCCAAAUGCAAUGUAGAAGGCCAACAUUUUUAUUCUAAAUUUUCUUGCCCUCAAAUGGACUUUACUAAGUAGAGACCUCCCCGAGUAUGCUGCCCUUGGUUAACUCCCCCCCUAAGCCUUGAAACAAAAUGUUGAAAUAAAAGACUUUUACAGUACUCCUGUGUGUAAUAUUGAUCCUCCAUAAAUAUCGACCAUGGAACAUGGAGAGAGGAAACUAAGUGAAAGGUACCCUGAAAGCUGUACUGGAAGGAAUUUCAUAAAGCUUGGAGAAUUUAUGCUGUAUCCUGGUUAUGCUCAUCUUAGAGCUGUGGCCAAUGAUUAUUUUCAUUAUCAAUUUUUUUCCCAAUCAAUUUAAUAAUAACUUUGUCCAUAACUUAUAUAUGCUUAUAUACAGAUAAUUAAUCAGGAAGUGGCAAACAAUU
Messenger RNA from Chelmon rostratus (copperband butterflyfish), 1410 nucleotides. It is a transcript of the gene mcrip1, whose product is annotated as MAPK regulated corepressor interacting protein 1. NCBI's taxonomy places the organism in Eukaryota, Metazoa, Chordata, Actinopteri, Chaetodontiformes, Chaetodontidae. The transcript is spliced from 5 exons. The record is from RefSeq and is a predicted model, not a curated record. The coding region runs from base 188 to 484 and encodes 98 amino acids.